AUGGUAUCCAGUUCGACAAUUGAAGUUCCCCAUUUGGGCGGCAUCAAAGCCGGUUAUGCCUUAUCAGGAAAUGGAUAUGAUUCCUCAAAGCCAACAGUGGUCAUGAUAAAUUCAAUGUGCACUACAGUUGCCCUUUACCGAGACCAAUUUGAAGAUAAGAAGUUGACAGAUGCGGUAAACCUAUUAGCCAUUGAGCCUCUAGGUCAUGGCUCGACGAGCUCACCAUCUGAACAUUUUACGUAUUGGGAUUCAGCAAUAAUGGCUUUGCAAGUGAUGGAUAAGCUCGGAAUUAAGAAAGCGUUUGCUCUCGGAACUAGUCAAGGAGGCUGGAUUGUGGUUCGGAUGGCAUUGUUGAUGCCCGAGAAAAUUCUGGGUCUUCUACCAUUAGGUACCUCAAUGGAUUACGAAUCCGCCGAAUCACGCGACCAAGGCGCCUGGGAGCCCACGGCUAUUAUAGGACCGUUUGUGGACAAAUGGACGAGCAAGACGGAAACUCCGGAAUUCGUCGUCGAUGAUAUCUGGUGCGGCAUGGUGGCUGGCUUGGGCUUCAGCGGCACAGUCUCUGCUGAAACCACUGACUUUUGGAAGGAAACAGUGAAGCGCACAUACACCGGUGAUGAGGGUCGCAAAAAGGUUCGAAUGGCUUCGAUCAACCUAUUGUCUAGGGAUGGCUUGUUGCCUCGUCUAGGAGAUAUCAAGUGCCCUGUUUAUUGGUUGCAAGGUACCGAAGAUGCCCCUUUCGGGAAGACGGUGCCAGUCGAGCAGAUCAAACUUUUCACUUCAUCCAAGGAAGCCAAGUUGACGAUGGUUCAGGGUGGUGGUCAUUACCUGAAUGCGACUAGCCCACAAGAGGUUAAUGAGGCAAUUCUGGAUAUCGUAAAGAAAUAUGGUAAUUAA
This is a messenger RNA of Talaromyces proteolyticus, 897 nucleotides long. Its product is annotated as putative alpha/beta hydrolase. Lineage: Eukaryota; Fungi; Ascomycota; Eurotiomycetes; Eurotiales; Trichocomaceae. The transcript is spliced from 3 exons. The coding region runs from base 1 to 897 and encodes 298 amino acids. The record is from RefSeq and is a predicted model, not a curated record. Gene Ontology annotation, molecular function: catalytic activity.